Erythranthe guttata (spotted monkey flower) is the source of this 754-nucleotide messenger RNA. Its product is annotated as anaerobic nitrite reductase HB2. NCBI's taxonomy places the organism in Eukaryota, Viridiplantae, Streptophyta, Magnoliopsida, Lamiales, Phrymaceae. The record is from RefSeq and is a predicted model, not a curated record. Gene Ontology annotation, molecular function: oxygen binding; heme binding.
UCUUACAGGAUAAAAUAAAUAAUAAAUAAAAAAUCUAAAACAUGGCCUAUCUUUAUCGUCUAAUAUUAUUGCUACCAUUUUGUGUAUAAAACCACCCACACACACACACACACACACACACACUAAAGAUGGGUAGUUUCAGUGAGAAGCAAGAAGCAUUGGUUAAAGAAUCAUGGGAAUCAUCAAGCACAACAUUCCUGAGCUUAGUCUUCGUUUCUUCACUUUGAUACUGGAAAUAGCACCAGCAGCAAAGAAGAUGUUCUCAUUUCUGAAGGAUACAGAUGAAAUCCCACACAACAAUCCCAAGCUCAAAGCCCAUGCUGUUAAAGUUUUUAAGAUGACAUGUGAAUCAGCCAUUCAACUAGAUGAGAAAGGUGAAGUGGUAGUUGGAGAAACUACUCUCAAAUGGUUGGGUUCUAUUCAUCUUGAAAAAGGAGUCAUUGACCCCCAUUUUGAGGUGGUGAAAGAAGCAUUGUUGAGAACAGUACAGGAGGGAACUGGAGACAAGUGGAGUGAGGAGAUGAAUGGUGCUUGGGCAGAAGCAUAUGAUCACUUAGCAACAGCCAUCAAGAAUGAGAUGAAAAUAUAGUCUGCUCCUUCAUUAAUUAUUUAUUUUAUCUCCCUUUAUUUUUAGUUUAUGCUAUAAAUAAAUAAAUAAACUUUUAUCUGUCAAAUAAUUCGAACCGGUGUAUUGAUGGUUUAUACUAUGCUACAUCAGAUUAAAUACAUCGGGUAGAUGUUUAUCAUUGAUAAA